AUGUGCCAGGCGGAUUGCUUGCAGCAAUACCGAUUAAAGCAGGGCUGCCCUAUGCAUGACUCCCCAUUCUGUCUUCAGAAUGAAGAUUCCCAGGAAGAGGCUGAUGAUGGUGGUUUGCAAGAGAUGGAGAUUGAGGCAGCAAUGGAAGCAGAGGCUGUGGCUGAGGGGGUAAAAAGAAAGACCAGAGAAGAGGCAGCUUCGCCUGUCCGUGCGGGUGGGGGCCCAGCGGGCAAGAAGUUAACAACCAACGCAAGCCCACCAGCAGGACAACGCAGCCCAGUGCCGCCCACCCAAAGGUCCCCAAGCCCAGAAAGCCCUCCCUUCACACAGGGUGGAAGUGAAGCAGCCCGCUUGUCCAUUCCAAGCUUUGGGAUUGACAUCUACGACCUGAGUCAGACCAGCAAGGCAUCUACCACGGUGAAGGAUCCUAUGCACGACGCCAUAUCAAAUUACUUGGCUUGCAUGGAUGAAGCACAAAGGAACGCUGUGGCAUCAGACUUUGCCUUCCGAACUCGAGAAGUGCUGCCCGCGCCUUUCGGAGUCAGCUUGAGAACCAUUGCCCGCAAGGAAGGCACACGGCUUCGAUUGCAGCCUGAUGAGGAGCACCAACGUGGCUGCGUAGUCCAGAUUGUUUGCGCAGGUGACCCCAGCAUGCGCAAGAGUUCUUUGAAGGAUUUUACCAGCAAAAAGCUUCUUUCCCAUGCAGAUGUCCCUGCUGUCAUCAAGGCAGGGAGACCCGACACUCAGGGUCUGCACUACGGCAACAAAGAAAAGAUGUGCACUUGGCUGAACUGCGAAGGUGACAAGACAGUCACUGGAGAUGGUGCCACUGCGCUGACUCAUUACAUCUUCGUUCACCACGUGUAUGGACAGGUGUCGCUUUGUGAGUAUGUGCUCCAGCCGACUGCAAGCAUGUUUUCCAAGAGAAUCCAUGCGACGUGGCAAACAAGGCCAGUGACAAGUGACCCUGAUCAGCAGAGCCAGUCCAGCAAAGAGUUUCUGAUUGACUUCUUUGGUUGGAUGGGGCGCGUGGCAAGCAACCAGGACAAAGACCACUAUUUUGACAAGUUCGCCUUGCCCGUGCUCAGGAAGGCUUUGCAGGGAAUCUCCGACUUCUUAUGCUCCAAGCAAGUCCAAGCCUUGGUAGGCCCCAAAGCCGUGCCAGAUGUCAAGACCCCAGGACUUGCAGAUUUGGAUGCCAAGAUGAAAUUGCAGCAAGUCAUUCUGUCCAAUCCUCGAUGCGCUGGUCCAACCUCCACUGCGCACAUUCGCUCUGUUCUGAAGUACCACUUUCAGAAGGAGAAAGAAGAAAAACCAGCAAAGUACGUCUUGGCAGCAGUCAAAGACCUCUUGAAAGUUGGCAUCUUGCAAGAGGUUGACAAGAAGGAAGUGGAAGAGCAGGCGCCCAAACUUAAGGACAAGAAAAGCGCCAAGAGCAAGGAGGCCACGCUAAAGAGCGAGCCACGAGGCCCGCCAGGUGGCCACGCUGUCCUGUACUACCAGACAUGUGCCUGGGAAGACCUUUUGACUAAUUCGGAAGCUCAAGACAUGAUUGCCAAGCUGCAACUGAGUGCCAAUGAUUUCAAGUAG
Messenger RNA from Cladocopium goreaui, 1590 nucleotides. The record is from the annotation of a GenBank genome assembly. Lineage: Eukaryota; Dinophyceae; Suessiales; Symbiodiniaceae.